UAGACUGAGGGUGAUCUCUGAGCAACUGGAGCCCCAGAGGUGCAGUGUGCAUGCCCCAUUGGCUAUGGGCAUGCUCUGACACUCACUCAUCCAGUCCCAGUUAUGGGCAAAUAGCCAAACAGACAGAGGGCGCAAGUCAAGAAAGACAAUCUGUCUAGGAGAAGGACAACUCAGAUGCCAAACCCAUGCAGAAGCAGCAUGCAAGUCCAGUAAGACAAGCUUCUACGGGAUGGAAACCCAGACAGAAACACUCCUCCUGACUUCCCAGGAUUAGAAUCUUCAUUCAGAGAGCGUGAGGAUGAUGUUAUAUUGUAAUGAAUCCCACGUCCUAAGCGGCUACAGUUUACAGAUUCGGAUAAAUGUCCAAUCGAUGAUGGAGAAGACAUACUGUCACUUAACAAACCACCUGUUAAGAAACACAAAGCUGAUACGAACAUCAAAAAUGCAAAACUGCCAGCACUACCAGCUCUGCCAGACUUUAUCAAGUCUCCUUGUCACAAAUGAUGCACCACAGACCGGAGACUCUGACCGCACGUAUGAAGGACUUCAAGAAAGGAGAGACUCUUCACAAUACUCCAAACUCACCGUGUAUCAAAAUCUACACAGCUCUGAACCAAACUACAGCAACGUGACAACUUUGUCUGCAUGAUAAUUAUAUAAUGAAAAACACGAUAAGAGCGUCGGUAAAAUGUUUUAAAAAACUAAUGAAGAUUAUAACAGCUUUUUAUAACCUCAACAUGGCAUAAAAAUUGCAUUUGACAAAUUACAGACUUCUUUAAUAAAAAAGGCAAAAUUCUUACAUUAUUGGAAAUUGAAGAAAAUGUUAACACUACACUGUCUUUUGUUACUUAUUGCGGGUGUUGUUAAAGCAAUUAGAAAAUAUUUCACAAGAUAAUAUAUACUCUUCAAAAUAUAUUUCUAACAUUAUUUUUUAAAUAAAACAGUAGUGUAUAUUUUAAUAUAAUGUUAUUCAACAGCUAGUGGACGUGAUAUCAUUCAAUUUUGAAGCCAACAAAUACACUAUUUGGAAAUGUGGGUGGGCAGACAAUAUCCAUUACUAUGGUUCCACAGGUAUGACCGCUUGACAGAUAACUGAUUCGCAUUCAUACACACAUUCAUGACAAGCUCCAGAGUAUACAAUCUUUUGUUGUGUUUUAUUACCCAAGAACAAACAUUGUGUGAAUCACCAUUUGUAUUUGUUGCUCUUGAGGCGGUGCCUAGGGUUAAUCAGGUGAUUUGUGUCUUAUUACCUGAGUAUAUCAACCAUGUAUCCCUGGCAUGAUUGCCUGGUGGUUAUCCACAGCUUCAUGUCCCCUUGUUGGACUCAGUGGUGGGUGGGGGGCAUGGUUGAUGAAUUAUGGUUUCAAGCAAUUUAAUAUCAAUUGAUGGAACUCUGAAAAGGGUCCACACCGAAGUUUCGGACUCUUCAUCAACAGAUGAAGAGUCUACUACAUUGUCUGUAAAGAAAUCCAGAGUGAUUUCUUCAAAAACCUGGCCAAGGUUUCUUGUCAUCGGUUCUACUGAUGAUAAGGCCUUGAAGAAAUUGUCACCCUUUGUGAUAUCAUUCAAUUUUGAAGCCGACAAAUACACUAUUUGGCAUCAUUGGAAAUGUGGGUGGGCAGACAAUAUCCAUUACUAUGGUUCCACAGGUCACAUAUUCUACGUUAAAAACAUGCACAUACAGCACAUAAAUGACCGCUUGGCAGAUAACUGAUUCGCAUUCAUACACGCAUUAUCGAUAGCGUCGCUAGCUUAUAUUGAAAUUAUGUCCCAGCUGACAGAAUCCCCAACGUAAAAACCAACCAGAUGGAAACGGGUGAGUCCCACACACCAUUUGCACGUGAUGUAAACACACAUCGGAGUAUCAUAUCUACAUUUUGGCACGUUAACAGCAAACUGGAAUGUCACGUGAUCGCCCAAGAUCCGGUCGCCCGAGAGUUACUACAGCGGCGUUGCUAUUGAAAUGGUUUUGUUUGAUGACUAUGAAUACAUACGUCAGUUAUGGAGUGUCACCGUAGUACGUUUGCUUAAAUGUCAAUCUAAUUUGAAAAGUUACAAAUUCUGAAAGUAUGUGAUCUGAAAAAUAUCACUUUCUCUGAUUAUACUGGAUAUGCUAGUUAUUAUAUGAUAAAUAUGUGAAUUUAUUGAUGCUACGCGAUUGUAUACAAGUUGUGACUGUUAUAUAUACAAUUAUGUGUGUGUCUGUGUGUGCGUGUGUGUGUGUGUUUGUAUGCAUGUGUGUGUGCAUGUGUGUGUGCAUUAUUAUAUAUCUUACUACAUACAUAUAUACUUAUUAUUCUGUUCAAUAUCUAUAUAUAUAUCCUGUCCAUUUAGAGAUUAAAAUUAGAAAUAAUUCAAUAUUUGUAAUACUUAUGUAACUUAUGUCUAUUAUAUCUGCUUCUUCUUCCCUGGGGCAAAUUCCAGUGUAAACAUGAAAUACCUCCCCCACCCUCCCCGCAAAAAUAAUAAUAUUAUUAAAAGAAACAAUUUUAACGGCACCUCAUGAUUCCUUCAUAUAGAGAUGAUGUUCAUUUAUUGUAUAUAAAUUUAUUGCAAUUUUAUACAUGUAUUUGUUCAUACAGUAUCAUUAGGCUUUUACAAGUUGUAUAUAUAAGCAAGUUAAAGGGAGGAAAUGUUUUAUUUAACGACGCACUCAACACAUUUUAUUUACGGUUAUAUGGCGUCAGACAUAUGGUUAAAGACCACAUAGAUAUUGAGAGAGAAAACCCGCUGUC
Gigantopelta aegis is the source of this 2735-nucleotide messenger RNA. RefSeq lists its product as uncharacterized. The transcript is spliced from 4 exons. Lineage: Eukaryota; Metazoa; Mollusca; Gastropoda; Neomphalida; Peltospiridae. The record is from RefSeq and is a predicted model, not a curated record. The coding region runs from base 299 to 649 and encodes 116 amino acids.